AGUUCCAGAGUGCUUCAUGAACAGGGCCAUCUUUGGUCGUCCUCGCCGGUGACAGUGUGGACAGUAUUUUCCACUGGUCAUUUUUGCCUCAUGGUUAAUAAAUAAUAUCACACAUUUGAACGGAGCCGCUUGCAGCACUCGGGCAGAGGACGGGAGUGAAUUCCCCGGUUUGUGGACGCACCGGCUCUUUCGUUCUGUCUUUCGAUAUCCUUCAUUUCUCCAGGCGUAAAGAGGGCGAGGAAGGGAGAGGCGCUGCUGAGACAACAUGGAUGAGGAAUAUGAUGUGAUCGUUCUGGGCACCGGACUCACAGAAUGCAUUCUGUCGGGGAUCAUGUCUGUGAAUGGGAAAAAGGUUCUGCACAUGGACAGGAACCCAUACUACGGUGGGGAGAGCUCUUCCAUCACCCCCCUGGAAGAGCUGUACAAGCGCUUCAAUCUAGGAGACAGUUCACCUGAGUCAAUGGGCAGAGGAAGAGACUGGAACGUCGACCUCAUCCCCAAGUUCCUCAUGGCCAAUGGUCAGCUUGUGAAGAUGCUGCUAUAUACAGAAGUGACACGGUACCUUGACUUUAAAGUAGUGGAGGGAAGCUUUGUCUACAAAGGUGGAAAGAUCUACAAGGUGCCAUCAACUGAGACCGAGGCCCUAGCUUCAAAUCUGAUGGGGAUGUUCGAAAAGCGAAGGUUUCGUAAGUUCCUAGUCUUUGUGGCCAAUUUCGAUGAGAAGGACCCCAAGACCUUCGAAGGCGUGGACCCCAAAACCACAACCAUGAGAGAUGUUUACAAGAAGUUUGACCUUGGCCAGGAUGUCAUUGACUUCACGGGCCACGCCCUGGCCCUCUACAGGACAGAUGACUACCUUGAUGCUCCCUGUUUGGAUACAAUCAACCGUAUCAAGCUCUACAGUGAGUCACUGGCACGAUAUGGGAAGAGCCCCUACCUUUACCCCCUGUAUGGUCUGGGAGAACUGCCACAGGGCUUUGCCAGGUUGAGUGCGAUCUAUGGAGGAACCUACAUGUUAAACAAACCAGUGGAUGAGAUAGUGAUGGAAGGUGGACGUGUGAUUGGAGUGAAGUCUGAGGGCGAGGUGGCACGUUGUAAACAGGUCAUCUGCGACCCCAGCUACAUCCAGGAUCGUGUCCGCAAGGCAGGUCAGGUGAUCCGUGUGAUCUGCAUCCUCAGCCACCCCAUCAAAAACACUAAUGACGCCAACUCUUGCCAGAUCAUCAUCCCUCAAAAUCAGGUCAACCGCAACUCAGACAUCUACGUGUGCAUGAUCUCCUAUGCUCACAAUGUGGCAGCCCAGGGUAAAUACACCGCCAUUAUCAGCACCACAGUGGAGACCAGUGACCCCGAGGCUGAGAUCGAACCAGCUCUGGAGCUGCUGGAGCCCAUUGACCAAAAGUUUGUGGCUAUUAGUGACCUUUAUGAGCCUAUAGAUGAUGGUACUGAAAGUCAGAUUUUCACCUCAAGGUCCUACGAUGCCACCACUCAUUUUGAGACGACUUGCAAUGACAUCAAGGACAUCUACAAAUGUAUGACUGGCAGCGACUUUGACUUUGAGAACAUGAAACGCAAACAGAACGAUGUGUUUGGGGAAGAUGAGCAGUAAGGGGUAGGGGGGCUUCUUGGGAGAGGGCAGUAGUGGGAGAGGAGAUGGGGCAAAAGAAAAAGGGGGUGAAACAGGUGGCAGAGCCUGGUGCAGGGGUGUUACUGUCAAGCAGUGCUUUAAAAACAAAAACGGGUGGGGUAAAAUUAAAAAAAAAGAAAAAAAAAAGUGGAAAGGGUGUGUUCUGGGCUUCGGCUGUCCUCAGCCAUUUGCCUCCUUUUCUCUGUGUCCCUCUCUCUCUUCACACACAUUCAAACACAUAAAGCUCACAGACACACACACACACACUGUUCAAAUACUCACAACUCUGUAUCUCUGUCACUGAAAAGCAGGGUUGAUAUGGUCUCUCAUUCCAUUGUAGAAUUUACAGUAUAACCAUGUCUUAACUAUUAUAAUUAGAGGUGAAUUUGUUACAUGUUGUUGGCCAUUUUCAAAGCAUUUCAUUCUUUUCGGUAACGUCUUACUCCUCUUAUCAGAGGCUGUGGCAGAAGGAAAGUGUGAAGUGUGAGCUCCGACGUGACGAGCUCCGUCAUGGCUUAGUGUAGAAUCCUCUGGAAAGGUCACCUCCAGUUGACAUGCAUGCAUCUUUUACACAUGGUAGUAUUGUACAUAGACUCAAAUGACACUGCGAUAUGAAGGCUGGACCAUUCCACGCAUCGCUCCUGUCAACCCUGCUUUCACUUUUCUCUUUCUUGGUCUUUUACCUGUGUCACUUCAAUAGACGCUGCUCUUUUUUGGUAAAAUCUGUUGGUUGGGCAAAAAAACAAACAAAAAAAAAAAAGUGACAAAAAGUUAAAUAUAAAUGGGCUGUUCUGUCACAUGAUAGUGCUCACUUUGCUAUGCUGUUGUGUUCCCUGUGCUAUAGCAGGCAAGCUAACCGGUGGCUAUUCAUUUUAAACCGUUCCCUUUCCUCCACCAUCACCUCUCCCAAAAAAACCUGUUCCUUUUGUUCACGUCGUCUUAUGUCACUUUUGAUUUUGAAUAGUUUACUUUCUAACAUCUUAAAUUAUUAAAAGAGAUUUUAUUUCUAUAUAUAUAUAUAUACAUAUAUAUAUAUAUGGUGCACAUUUCA
This is a messenger RNA of Solea solea (common sole), 2678 nucleotides long. It is a transcript of the gene gdi1, whose product is annotated as GDP dissociation inhibitor 1. The transcript is spliced from 11 exons. Gene Ontology annotation, cellular component: cytoplasm. Lineage: Eukaryota; Metazoa; Chordata; Actinopteri; Pleuronectiformes; Soleidae. Gene Ontology annotation, molecular function: Rab GDP-dissociation inhibitor activity. The coding region runs from base 266 to 1609 and encodes 447 amino acids. Gene Ontology annotation, biological process: protein transport; small GTPase-mediated signal transduction; vesicle-mediated transport. The record is from RefSeq and is a predicted model, not a curated record.